UUCUUGUAAUUGUGUUUAAAAGUGUAAAUUAAAUUUACCAAAAUUACCACUACUAAAUGAAACUACUACAAACAAGUGUGGGAGAGUAGUAAUAACUUGAGAAACAUUACCCAGAAACGAAAAGAUGAACAGCGUAACCAUUUUAUCAUUGAAACCAUGUAUUCCUCACAACAAACUUCUUUUUCCCAAAACCUUCUCCACAAAAUCAACAACAAUACUUCGUGCAAAUCUUCAGCCACCCAAUUCCACCAACACAACAACCCAGCAGCAACAACAACAGCUCAAUCUCUCCGUUCUCCGCUUCACGUUAGGGAUACCUGGGUUUGAUGAAUCUUACUUGCCUAGAUGGAUUGGUUACGCUUUUGGUUCUCUUCUCAUCUUAAAUCACUUCCUUGGUUCUGAUUCUGCCACUAUUACACCACCUCAGCUCAGAACAGAGGUUUUGGGUCUGUCUUUGGCUUCCUUCUCAAUUCUGCUGCCUUACCUUGGUAAAUUUCUCAAGGGUGCUCAACCAGUGGAUCAAACAACUCUACCAGAUGGAACACAACAAAUAUUUGUCAUGUCAACCGAUAUAGCGGAUGGUCUGAAGGAGGACCUAGCUUGGACAUCAUAUAUUUUGCUGCGUAAUACAAAUGCCAUAGCUGCGCUCAUUUUUAUUCAAGGAGAAAUAUGUGCAAGGGGCUACUGGAACGUAAUCGAUGAUUCAUCAAAAGAAACUCUUCUUGAACAGUUUAGAAACAAAAUUGAAAUUUCUGGCCUCAAUGAUUUGAAGGAGACCCUAUAUUUUCCACAAGACGCAGAUUCUGAAUUUCAGGACCUUGUACCUAAAGGGGCUCGCUCUCUUCUGGUGCAGCCAAUAUUACAAGUUUCUAUGGAGAGUGCUACCGAUUCGCAAAAACCGGCAGGAUUUAUUCUGCUGGUCUCGACCUCGAGAUAUGCAUUUAGCAUUAAAGACAGAGGCUGGAUUGCAGCUGUGGCCAACAAGCUUAGAGUCCUGAACCGGCAACUUCAGCUUCUUCUACGGAUUCAUGUGGUGAUCUUACGCAGUACUUCGUCACAGAUACUAUUUUUGACUCACGAGAUAAGGUUCUAGAAUGGGUAUACUCAAUUAGUAAAAAUUAUGGUAUUGUUGUUGCUACAAUCUGAUUCUGCUAAUGGAAUGCGAGGGAGGAAAGAUAAGUUGAUUAUAGGCUGAGGAGGAAAUUACAAAAAGAAAAAUGAAGUUGCGGUCCCUUCUGAUGGAAAUUCUACUAUGAGGCUUAGAUGCCCAUUUAGGCUGAGAUCUGUUCCGAGUGGUGUUGCUGGAUUCUACUAUGUGAAGUUGAGACCCGAUUGUCCACUGUCUCCCGUCACUGAUCGUUGGAAGAAUUAUUCUGAUAAUGCAAAAGCAUGGGAAUCAACAUAUGUGGGUCGGUUCAGACAUUGAGAAGAAUUGUCCAGGAAGUCAGACAUUGGGAAGAAUUGUUCUAAUAAUCCAAAAACUGUAGUUUUGUUGUAAUGCAUUUGUGUAUGUCAUUUAUUCUAUUUAUAUAUUAAGACGGUUCGUUA
Vicia villosa (hairy vetch) is the source of this 1548-nucleotide messenger RNA. Its product is annotated as protein COFACTOR ASSEMBLY OF COMPLEX C SUBUNIT B CCB2, chloroplastic-like. Gene Ontology annotation, biological process: cytochrome b6f complex assembly. The record is from RefSeq and is a predicted model, not a curated record. NCBI's taxonomy places the organism in Eukaryota, Viridiplantae, Streptophyta, Magnoliopsida, Fabales, Fabaceae. The transcript has 7 exons. Bases 125 to 1093 code for a protein of 322 amino acids.